Molecule: messenger RNA, 1951 nt
Organism: Perca flavescens (yellow perch)
Lineage: Eukaryota; Metazoa; Chordata; Actinopteri; Perciformes; Percidae
Gene: tafa1b
Product: TAFA chemokine like family member 1b
Exons: 6
Coding region: 170-586 (138 amino acids)
Biological process (GO): neuroblast differentiation; regulation of neuroblast proliferation
Molecular function (GO): receptor ligand activity
Source: RefSeq, a predicted model, not a curated record
UUUGUGCGCUGUUCGGCUUCUCUGUUACUGGAAUUUCGGGCUGGAAUCCCUGGCUUCAAAGUAUGGAUGUAUUUAAGACAGAGGAGUGAGUCUGCUGGGCAGACAGGCAGGCAGUGAUUCUGACUGAGCUCCUUUCCUCCUGAACACACUGCUCAGACUCGGCCUUACCAUGUCCUGGUUGUUGGCCAUGUGGAUUAGCCUCGGCUUCCUGCUGUUGUGCCAGGCCACACUCUACCAGACCAUCCAGCAGCACCAUGUGGCCCGUCCCGGUCGCACCGACAUUCUCACCUUGGAGGGAGGUACGUGUGAGGUGAUUGCCGCCCACCGAUGCUGUAACAAGAAUCGUAUUGAGGAGCGUUCUCAGACAGUCAAGUGCUCCUGUUUACCGGGGAAAGUGGCCGGGACAACACGCAACAAACCCUCCUGUGUGGAUGCGUCCAUUGUAAUUGGGAAAUGGUGGUGUGAGAUGGAACCAUGUCUGGAGGGAGAAGAGUGUAAGACUCUGCCUGACAACUCUGGAUGGAUGUGCUCCUCUGGGAACAAAAUCAAGACCACAAGAAACACCCAGCCAUACUCCCCUUUUUAGCUUCCGGAAGCAAAAUGCAGAGGAUGGGUCAACAGAAAUUGAGCUGCAUUCUUGCUUCUGUAAAGAUUCAUCCCAGGACCUAACAGAGAGCUCCCAUUGCAGGGCUGCGUGCCAGGCUCUUACCUUCAUCUACCCUUGCUCUACCCACCGAACGGACUAAAACUAUUACAUCCACGGCUACUGACUGGAUUACCUGGGACCACAGAAAGGAUAUCAACCCAGAUAAAACAGAUUUGCUCGUGUGGUGCCAAGGAUUUGAAACCAGACUAAUCCCCUGUUUGAUCAAUGAGCCCCAUGUUGGUGACUCUCCUCUUCCACACAGCUGUGGCCAGUUUCCGACCUACUCUCUCUCUGUUUCCCUUGCUCUGUCUUCCCCUCAAAAACUGAAAAGGCUUAGCAGGGGUUAUUUAGAAGUUGUUAAUACAUUAUAUGAAGACAUUCGCCCUGCAUGAAGGUAAACCGGUUUAGGAGACCUGAACAUGGGAUCCACAGAACUGAGGGCAAAAUGAGGGAAAUUACCGUUCUACCCUUUUAUUUUUGUGGCAGGCAUUUGUAUUUGACUUGCUACCCCAGCAGGAUGGCCUUGCUGUGACAACACUGAGGAGGUUUGGUUAAAAAACACUGGAUUUUCAGUGACAGAGACCACUAACAGCCUAUAAUGAGUUAAUGAAGAAUCUUUGAGAGGCAUUAGGGUCCACAUGGCCUCACCUUCAUCCUUCGUGAUGGACAUUUUGACUUUUAUUCGUGGGCAUGCCCGAUGUAAAUUCAUGAGCACUUCUUUUCUUUGUAUGUAAGAUAAUUUGUGUGUAUAUACAUAUAUAAAUACAUCACAUAUAAGAUGACAGAUUCAAAAAGCUGAAAAAUAUUUUUAAGACUCUAUUAGGAGCUUGAGCCCCAUGGUGGAAUAUUGAUCGGCCACUGAAUAGUACAGUUCAUACUUAUUCAGAGCCUGUUGUCCCAAUACAGUAGGACGUUUGCCGUAUAUGCUUGCUUUGAAAAAAGCCACAACAGAGUCAUAAAUAUAAGUAUUGGUCACUUUCGUCAUUCAGCAAUGUCCUUGGUAAAGCCAGAACAUGCUUGUAGUUUCUGUAAACAUGAGGAAAACACUGUAUAGAACUGCCUCACAAAUGAAAGCAGCACUAACAACAGCCCCUGAGCUUUCCACUAAGAUACAGUAGGGACAUGGAACAGCAGCAGAAAAACUCAGACCAUAAUCGGACAAUUAGUGUCUAUUUCUGCUGUGGAAUGUGGUCAUGGGCGACUGCGUGUUUGUCGUGUAGAUCUCUCUCUCUCUCUCACACACCAGAGAGAGAUGAUUUAUUCAAAAUGACAGUGAGAAAGUAUUAGUCACAAUGGAGAAACAUA